Molecule: messenger RNA, 1905 nt
Organism: Drechmeria coniospora
Lineage: Eukaryota; Fungi; Ascomycota; Sordariomycetes; Hypocreales; Ophiocordycipitaceae
Product: long-chain fatty acid transporter
Exons: 2
Coding region: 1-1905 (634 amino acids)
Molecular function (GO): long-chain fatty acid transmembrane transporter activity; long-chain fatty acid-CoA ligase activity
Source: RefSeq, a predicted model, not a curated record
AUGCCAGUUCCGCUCGCUCUCGCCGCUCCCGCCUGGGCUGCUGGUCUUGCCUACGCCAACGCCCGCACCGGCUUCUGGUAUGAUCGGAAACUUUUCAUGUGCGCCUUCAAGAGCGCCGGUCGCAUCUUUUUUCGAGAGCGUCGCGGCCGCCUCAACCUCUUCUACCUUCUCGAGGACCGCGCUCGACACCCCUCCACGGCAAACAAGGACCUCUUGAUAUUCGAAGGCAACCGGUUCAGCUAUGCUCAAGUCUAUGAACGCGUCCUGCGCUACGGUGCUUGGUUGAAGAAGCAUCUGGGCAUCAAGCCGAAGGAUAUUGUCGCCAUCGACUUUCAAAAUUCUGACAAUUUCAUCAUGCUGUGGUGGGGGCUAUGGAGCAUCGGCGCAAAACCGGCCUUCAUCAACUACAAUCUGACCGGUGAUCCUCUGGCACACUGCAUCAAGUCGGCCAACACCAAGCUGUGCCUCGUCGAUCCUGCCGUCGCCGACCAUGUCACCGACCAUGUUCGGGAAAAGCUCGGUGGCAGCGUUCAGUUUCUCGUCUUCUCCCCAGACGUCGAGGCUGAAUGUCUCGCGUGUCCUCCCACGAGAGCGCCGGAUGAGGAUCGCCACGAAGACGGCAUAUCUACCUUGGCCACCCUCAUCUUCACUUCCGGCACCACAGGCAUGCCUAAGGCGGCCGUCGUGUCCUGGUCCAGGUGCAUCGUCGGCAGCACCGUCCCCGAGGUCCUCCUCGGCCGUGGCAGCAAGGACAUCCUCUACACGUCAAUGCCGCUGUACCAUUCCUCCGCCAGCAUUCUUGCCUUCUGCGCCACCGUGUCUUCUGGCAGCACCCUGGCUCUCGGUCGCAAGUUCUCCACCAAGGUGUUUUGGCAAGAGUGCCGGGCCGCGGGUGCCACGUCCAUCCAGUACGUCGGUGAGACGCUACGCUACUUGCUCGCUGCGCCGCCGCAGAUGGAUGCCACCACGGGCGAAAACCUCGAUCGCAAGCACGGCGUGACGUUGGCGUUUGGCAACGGCCUCCGUCCAGACAUUUGGAACGAGUUCAAGGACCGCUUCGGCAUCGAAACCAUUGCAGAGUUCUACGCCUCCACUGAAGGCCCCUUCGCGACGUGGAACGUCAGCCGAAACGACCUCACCGCCGGAGCCAUCGGUCGCAACGGCUGGCUCUUCAAUGCCUUUCUUCGCCUGCAGGUGUCCCUCGUCGCGGUUGAUUGGCAGACCGAUGCCCCAAUCCGCAACCCCAAGACAGGCUUCUGUCGGAAGGUCAAAGGUGGCGAGCCCGGCGAGAUGCUCUUCAAGUUGCCCGUCCACGAUCUGGAGCGACUUUUCCAAGGCUAUUACGGGAAUCAGAAAGCCACGGUUGCAAAGGUGAUGCGCGACGUCUUCGCCAAGGGAGACGCUUGGUAUCGAACGGGCGACGUCGCUCGAUGGUACGGGGAUGGUCGCGUCUUUUUCACCGACCGAAUCGGCGACACGUUCCGCUGGAAGUCGGAGAACGUAUCAACCGUCGAGGUUAGCCAAGCGGUCGGCCUGCACCCUUCCGUUCGCGAGGCCAAUGUGUAUGGGGUGGAGCUUCCUCACCACGAUGGCCGUGCUGGAUGUGUCGCCAUCUGCUUCGACCAAAACCCGCCGCCGCGCGACACCCUGCGCAGCCUGGCUUCGCACGUCCGCGAGGCCCUACCACGCUACGCCGUGCCAUUGUUCCUGCGUAUUGUUCCCGAGGUCGGCGGCGGCGGUCAGACGACUGGUACGAACAAGCAGCAAAAGCACACGCUGCGUCAGGCGGGUGUGCAGCCAGGCAAAGGCGACGCAGACGGCAUGUUCUGGCUCAAGGGUGAUACGUAUGUGCCGUUUGGCGAAAACGAAUGGAAGGCACUUCAGCGGGGCAGCGUGAAGCUAUAG